AGAGAGAGGGGGCUGCAGCACCGGGGCUUCCAGCUGGCACCAUGGUGGAUAGGGGUCCCCUCCUCACCUCUGCCAUCAUCUUCUACCUGUCCAUAGGGGCAGCCAUAUUCCAGGUGCUGGAGGAGCCCAAUUGGAAGCAAGCCACCAAGGACUUUGAUGAGAGCAAGAUCAAGAUCUUACACAAGUACACCUGCCUGACCCUGCAAGACCUGGAGGACAUCCUGGAGACGGUGUCCAAUGCUGCCGGCCAGGGGGUGACUAUUACCGGGAACACUACCUUCAACAACUGGAACUGGCCAAAUGCGGUUAUCUUUGCAGCGACUGUGAUUACAACAAUUGGUUAUGGCAAUAUUGCUCCCAAGACGUCGGCCGGGCGCCUCUUCUGUAUAUUCUACGGCUUGUUUGGGGUGCCGCUUUGUCUGACUUGGGUCAGCGCUCUUGGAAAGUUCUUUGGAGGACGAGCAAAAAGGCUGGGCCAGUUCCUGACCAAGAGAGGAGUCACUCUGAGAAAAGCUCAGAUAACCUGUACAGCAAUCUUCAUCUUCUGGGGGGUCCUUGUCCACUUAGUCAUUCCUCCUUUUAUCUUCAUGAAGACUGAAGGCUGGGACUAUAUCGAAGGCCUCUACUUCUCCUUUAUCACCAUCAGCACCAUUGGAUUUGGUGACUACGUUGCAGGUGUGAAUCCAAAGGUGACUUACAGUGUCCUGUACAGAUAUUUUGUGGAGAUCUGGAUCUAUCUCGGACUUGCCUGGUUAUCCUUGUUCAUAAACUGGAAGGUCAGCAUGUUUGUGGAGGUUCACAAGGCCAUCAAAAAGAGGCGCAAAAGAAGGAAAGAGUCCUUUGAGAAUGAUCCAUGCACCAAGAAAAACAAACCGCUUUCCAUGGCGGGCUCAAAGGAUGUGAACAUUCUGAGCUUCCUUUCCAAAAAGGAAGAAACGUACAAUGAUCUGAUCAAGCAGAUCGGCAAAAAUGGUUUAAAGAACGGUAGAGAGAGAAUCCUAAACGGGGAACUUCCCGGUAGCGCGCCCAACAAAAGAAAAGAGAUGAUGGUGGUGUACAACAAACGCAAUAGUCUUGGAUUCGAUGCGGUUACUUUCUCCAAUGGCCUUCAUAAGCCGAACGUCACAAGGCCUCUGCAGGACAAGGAAGCCACCAUAUUCAUCAACCAAUUAGACCGCAUCAGCGAGGAGGAAUCGGAACCCUGGGAAUCCAAAGAUUACAAGCCUUUGAUUUUCCAAAACAACAUUACUUUUGUGAAUGUGGAGGAGGAGUGUGAUCUAUCGGAGGACGAGGAAAAGUCUAAGUCUUCCAUAGAGGAAAACAAUGACGCACCUGAGACUCCCCAACUCGAUGAGUUUACUUUACUAGACGAGUCGUCUUUUUCCAGCAACGAUACGGAAGAAACGGUCCCGUAUGAACAACUUUUGAACGAAUACAAUAAAAUCAAUACCAAGGGAGACACGUGAAGUGGCUGUACG
Molecule: messenger RNA, 1478 nt
Organism: Nanorana parkeri
Lineage: Eukaryota; Metazoa; Chordata; Amphibia; Anura; Dicroglossidae
Gene: KCNK5
Product: potassium two pore domain channel subfamily K member 5
Exons: 5
Coding region: 42-1466 (474 amino acids)
Biological process (GO): potassium ion transmembrane transport; stabilization of membrane potential
Cellular component (GO): membrane
Molecular function (GO): potassium ion leak channel activity
Source: RefSeq, a predicted model, not a curated record